AUGCAUAAUUGGUAGAAUGAGCUUCAAGAUGCGAAGACAACUGGUUCCUAUAUAUUUAUGAUUUUCAAUGUAAACACUCUAAUAAGAGACUCUAAAUUCAUAAACGGAAUGUCUAAAGAAGGAGGAGCACUUUAUAUUGCAGGAGAUAGUAAUGCAGAUAUCUAAUCAUCAUUAUUUCAAAAUAACAAAGCUAGAUCAAAAGGUGGUGCUAUUUAUUCAACUGGCUUUUUAAGUAUUAAAAUUGGGAAUUCUACUUAAUUCAAAGAUAACUAUGCUGUUGAUCAAGGUGAUGAUAUUUAUUUGACAAGUUCUCUAAAUUUAAUUACUUUAAACAAAGUUCUCAUCACUAAUAUGAAAGCUAAGAAUUCUAUUUAUAUUGAGUAGGCAAAAUUAUUUUCUUAAGAGCUUACAAUAAAAGAUGCCUACCAAAAUCAAAAUUCGAUAAGAGGAGCAGGAAUAAACUGCUAAUAUUGUUCAGAUAUGGGAUCAGGAGGAGCAAUUUAUUAUUCUUGCAAUGAUCAAACUUUAAAUUGCAUACUAAGUUUUGAUGGAUUGAACAUUUUCAAUUAAAAUUAAGCUUAAAUUAAAGGAGGAGCAAUCCUCUGGACAACUCUUGAGCCUAUUUUUACCAAAAUUAAUCUUAAUUUCAUAAAUAACACUGCAUAUUAAUACGGAGAUGAUUUAGCAUGCUUUGCUUAAAAAUUAGGUUCUUUGUCUGCAAACCAAUUCUUGGCUUAGAUGAUAAAAUUAGGUUUGAAAGACAGUAUUAGUUCAAGAUUUUUAUAAUAUCAAACAUCAGAAAAUAUAAAGUUUAACCAAUCAGUUCAAGGUUAGUAAAGUGGGGGGUCUAUUCCAGUUAUUUACAUGGGUUUGAUAGACAAAUAUGGGUAGAUUGUUGGUUCAGAUUUUACUAGUAAAGUUAGAAUAUCUAUUCAAACCAAUAAUCUUGAUGAGAAAGCAAGCAAGUAUCCUCCAAUACUCGAAGGAAGUAGUGAUUUUCAAACAUAUGGAGGUAUUGCUGUUGUAAAGGAUGUAAUAGUAGCAGGAUCUCCUGGAUGCUUAUAUCAUGUAUCAUUUACGACUGAUGGAAUUGAUCUUAGCAAAUAAUCUAAUUAGGAAGCUAUGGAACUGCUGGAAUGCUAGGAUAAUACCUAUUCACUGGUGAAAAUGAUUGAACCUAACUCUUGUGAAAUAUGUCCAUCUGAAAAAGCGAUAUGCUUAGGAGGCAUCAAUAUUGGACCAUAACCAGGAUAUUGGAGAAAAAGUAAUACAACUAAAAAUAUUGAGAAAUGUCUUUUUGAGCCAGCAUGUCUUGGGAUGAUAGCUCCUAAUUACAAUCCUUAGGGAGACUGCUUAGAUGGUUAUAGAGGAAUACUUUGUGCUGAUUGUGACAAAGGCUACUCGAGAGAUAAUAAUUACCAAUGCAAAUACUGUCCAGAACAUUGGGUCAAUUCACUUAGACUAAUAGCGAUUUUGAUUGGAGUAGUUUUAUUGAUAGUCUUCAUGGUAAGAUCUACUCUUAAUGGUGCCAAAGAUGCCACGAACGUUACAAGUAUUUAUAUGAAGAUUCUACUUAAUCAUUUCUAACUAUUACUUAUGACAUCUUCCUUUGACUUCUCAUGGUCAGAGCAAAUUCUAGAUUUCUUUGGAGCAACAAACUAAGUUGGAUAAGUUUCAACGUAAGUAUUUAGUAUAGAUUGCUUCAUAAAUUCUAACAAUGAUGGAGAACAAAGCAACUCAGAUUAAAAAAGAGUAUUUUUCUUCAAGCUUAUCAUAAUAGCAGUCUUUCCAUUGUUUUUGACUAUUAUUUGCUUCCUAUUUUGGUCAAUUUUAAAUAAGGUCCGCAGAGGAGAUUUUCAAAUAGACAAUAAAUCCACAGCCAGUCUUGUUAUUUUACUGUUCUUAGCUCAUCCUAGUAUUGUUUAGUAUUCAUUCUAUGAUUUUAAGUGCAAAAAUAUUGAUGGAGAAUUAAGAUUGCAGGAUGAUUUAGAAGUUAUUUGCUGGAAUAGUACUCAUACAUUCUUUAGUUAUUUUGUUGCUCUUCCAAGCAUUGUUGUGUGGGGUAUUGGAAUUCCAUUUUUCGCUCUUGUCAUUCUAUUUAAGUUUAGAGAUGAUUUAGAAACACGUCGAACUAGAGAAAAGUAUGGAUUUCUAUAUAGAGGUUAUAAAAUCGAUUAUUUUUACUGGGAAAUAGUUAUUAUGUACAGAAAGAUAAUCAUAAUCUUUGUUUCAGUAUUUAUUGCUCUCUGCGUAUGCUUUAACGAAUAAAAAUUAAACAAAGAAAAUAUUCUUAAUUAAACUUAGCAGCUUAAUAACAAAUUUGAUGAAUAGUUUUAAAAGAUCAUCAAAUAGUUUUAAAACCUGCUUGACUAAGGAGACAUCAAACUGAAUGAAAAACUGAUUACAAAGCUGACUGUAUUGCUUCAUCAGUUUAAAGAUUUGAAUUACCUAAACUAAAUGAAAAAAGGGAAAUUGAAUCAUCACUAAUCAAUGGACUAUAAUAGAUAGUAAUAUUUUUCUUAUAAAUUUCUAUAGAUAGAUUAUGAAAUAGGCAUAGACUUUGAUGAAUAAAUAAAUACAGACAAAAAAUCUAGAACAGGAAGAAAAAGCCGUACAUUGUAAAUAAACAGGGAAAUUACUAACUAGAAAUUUUAGCAAUAAGUGUCCAUGCAAACUAGUGAGGAUGAAUCCAUGAACUUAUAAUUAGGAGAUUCCUCAAGACACUUGAAUCGAUGGACAUACCAUAGGUAAAAUCCAAACUUAAUUGGAGCUCUUCAAAGAUUUAAAGAAAGUAAUAAUGAGAAUAAAGAUAAAGUGGUGGACUCAAAAAGAUCUUAAAAAAUGAGAUUCGCUGCGAAAAGUAAAAAAUACGAUUCUUUAUAAACAGUUAAGAUAAUAAGUCAAAGAAGCCAUUACAAAGAAUAAUCCUAUACUAGCUUAGAUAAACUAAUUAAUAUGAAAGAAGAUUAAGAUAAGUAAAGUGAUGAAGGAAAAUCCAAGAAAAAAAUACCCUAAAUAUGUAUUGAAAAAGAUAAAAAUCACAUUGAUCAUCAUGCAAACUAAAAUGAUAAAAUAUCUGAAAGAGGAUUGCAGGAUUAUAGCUCUACUAAUGCCUUUUAAAAUAAAAGGUUUGCUAAAGAUUAGCUAAAAAUAAUUGUAGUUAAGAAGAAUGACAGAUAUAGAAAAGAUAAUGGAGUAAGUUCUGUUAAUGAUAAAUCGAAGUAACAUAAAAUGGAAAGAAACUAACCAUUGCCAAAUAAUGAAAGUCUCUCAGUUCAAUCUAUUACCAAGUUAAGACCAAAGAAAGAUAGCAAGAAUAAUUUGAAAGCUUUUGGAUUUUAAGACUUGGACAUUAAUUUCAACGACAAAUAAAUAAAUUUAGACCAAUAAUAAUAACUAAAUGAUGAGGAGGAGGACUAAGAUUAGAAUUUUCUAUAGAAUUAAAAGCAGAUUAAUUUUUACUAGUGCAAUCAAUCAAAUUCAAAUUAGGAUAUUAAGAAAGAUUAAAAUAAAAAAAAUAUCAUACUAAAAGAGGAAUCUUUGAUAAUUUCUAGCAUUAAUUCUGAUAAUGAGUAGUAGAAUAAUGAUUAUUAAAAACCAUUAAUCACUGAUUAGAGUAUUAAUAUCUUUAUUAACAAUGAACUUUAAUAAUCAGCUAUAAAGGAGGACAUUCAAAAACUGUAAUCAAACACAUUAUUAAGCAAUAUUCAAAAUCCUAUUUCACUUGGGAUUGUGAAGUUGAAUGAAAAUGAUUAAAGAGAUCAAGAUCAUUCAAACUAUAAACUCGGGCUUUAAAGCACUCAGAAUUUAGUCUCACCUAAUACCUGUAAUAUACUAUAAUCUAACUCAAAAGCUAAUUACAAAGAUUAAUAAAAGGUGGAUCUUAAUAACUGUAGCAGUAAUAAUUUAACUAAUAGUCAGAAGAGUAAAGAUAUUUAAGACUCUUCUUCUGCUAUUUCACUUGACUAAGAACCAAUUAUUAAGGAGAAUAGUUUUUCAUAUACAAAAGAUAUUAAGAAAGAUAAUAAUUGGAUACAGAAAGAAUGA
This is a messenger RNA of Stylonychia lemnae, 4047 nucleotides long. Lineage: Eukaryota; Ciliophora; Spirotrichea; Sporadotrichida; Oxytrichidae. The record is from the annotation of a GenBank genome assembly.